Molecule: messenger RNA, 1047 nt
Organism: Medioppia subpectinata
Lineage: Eukaryota; Metazoa; Arthropoda; Arachnida; Sarcoptiformes; Oppiidae
Source: the annotation of a GenBank genome assembly
UGUUUAUAAAGUUAAUUUCUAGUGUUUUGUAUUUUAAUAAUAUAAUUACUAGUAGUAACUAAAUCACAAUUUAUUUUUACCACAAUGAAUAAAAUCAUAUCAUGCCUAAUUGUGGCCGCAUUGGUGGUGGCCAUCGAAUGUAAACGAGAGGCUAAAUUCGCGCCGUACAUAUUCGUGCCGCGAACAUCCGAGUUCAAAUUGACCCAGAUGAAACAAGAGUUGGGUGUGAAUGCCUUUUCGCUGGCGUUUGCAUUGGGCGGGUCGGGCGGCUGUACGCCCCUCUGGGACGGCGAGAUCGCCAUCGAUGAGCCCUCUAUAGUGAAAGAGUUGAACGCAUUCCGCGCGGCCGGCGGUGAGCUGUUGGUGUCGACGGGCGGUCAGGCCGGCAAUUAUCUGGAGAACGCCUGCCGAUCGACGGCUGAAUUGGCCAACGCUUACAAAAAGGUAUUACAAGUGACCGGCGCUAAGGGUCUGGACAUUGAUCUCGAAGCCGUCGUUCCCUUCGAUACCGUAAUGUCUGCGUUGGCGCAGAUCCAGAAGGAGAACCCGGCCAUUACGGUCAGCUUCACGCUCGAGGUGCAAGGUGAUGAUUACGGUCUGACCGACGCUCUCGGUGUUGAUGUGUUGAAGGCGGCGGUGAAACACGGCGUUAACGUUGAUAUUGUGAACCCAAUGGCAAUGGACUUCGGGGCGAGCGGUGGCCGUACGUGGGGUCAGGCGGUCAUACAGACGGGCGAAUCGGUCGUCAAACAAAUGAAAAAAGUUUGGCCCAAAAAGUCGGAGCAGGAGUUGUACGGUAUGCUAGGCGUGACACCAAUGUUGGGCGUGAAUGACAACGGGGUAAUCUUUACGCUGGAACAUGCCAAACAAUUGGUCCAAUGGGCCAAUGAAAAGAAGAUUGGUCAUUUGGGUUUUUGGGAUAUCAAUCGCGAUAAACAGUGUUCGGCCGAAUCGGGCUCGAACUCCGGCUCUCGCGCGUCGCCCGCCUGUUCAGGCAUUCAACAGCAACCGUUCGCAUUCACCAAGAUUUUUACCGGAUUUAAAUAA